AUUUAAAGACUUCUAGAUUUAAUAAUAAUAAUUAAAAAAAAAAAAAAAUCUUAAUCAUUUUUUUUAUUUCCUUUUUUUUUGUUCUUUUUAUUUAUUCUUUUGCUGUAGUCAUUAUGAAAUUUGGCAAUUAUUUGGAAGAAAGAAAGGCUAAUCUACCAGCCAAGUACGUUUCACAUUGUAUCGAUUAUAGAGCACUUAAACAAUUCCUUAAAACAGAAGUGUAUGCCCAUUCUAUCAGACUUAAUAACGUUUCUUCUGACGCAUGCUCCUUUGCUCAACUCGUUUCAGACCGUCUUUGCGAGCUUCAGAAAUGUCAAUAUGUCUUUAUUCAAAAGUUAGAUGCCGAAGUUGAUAAAAUUACCACUUUCUUUGAUGUUGAAUCGCAACGUUUGGUUGCUCUCUCUCAAUCCAAUGAUAGUCAAUCGGACGAAGCUCAAUUACUCAAGUCGAUCAUCACACUUGAACGAUUUGUCUUUUUAAACUAUACGGGCAUUAUUAAAAUUCUUAAAAAGAACGAUCGACACUCUGGACUGUCAUUAUCAGAACCUUACCUACCCGAUCAGUUAACAAAACUUAAACGCAGUGUCAUGAAUCGCUUCACAACUGUGGAUGUUCCAGCUUAUCCACCACUUAUGGUUCGUAGUCGAUCUAACAAUACAGCUGCAACUGCUCUACCACCUGUUAUUGCAGGUCCUAAUCAACAAGUCCUUGUCUCUCUCUCUGGCCCACAUGGUACGGAUAUUGUAGGUGCCGUCCUUGAUUGUCUUGCACGUCACCCCUGUCGUAUCGAAGAUGUCAUGAUUUCACGUCUCUAUCAUAAUGUGACCUUUGGUGUCCUUAUCACCCUUCAAUCCGAUUCUAUCUCUAUCUUUAGAGAUUUAGCAGAGGCAGCACAAAAAUGGGAUGCUAUCUUGACUUAUGACGUACCUGAUUCUCAAACGAGAGAGCCCCAGCAGGAUUCACCUGUAGUCAACUAUACAAAGCCUGCAUCACUUGAAGAAGCUCCUUAUUCAGAGCGUGAUAAAUAUACAGCUACUCUUUUGAAUCAAAAUGGUCUUGUUCCAGAAUUCUUGAGUCAAUGGACUCGUCUGUUGCUUAAACAUCGUAUCUCUUUAUCAUGUGCAGAUUUUAAAUUAAGUGUCCCUCGUGGUUUAAAUAUGAUUGAACUUCGUCGUGAAUUAUUUGAUUUAUCCACGAAAUGUGGUACGGAUAUUGCGUUCCAAAAGGAUGACAUCUAUAGGAAAAACAAAAGAUUAGUUGUCUUUGAUAUGGACUCUACAUUAAUUUAUCAAGAAGUGAUUGAUGAAAUUGCAAGAUAUGCUGGUGUAGUAGAUCAAGUAUCGAGUAUCACAGAAUUGGCUAUGAAUGGUGAAAUUGAUUUUAAAGAAUCAUUACGUCGUCGUGUUGCACUAUUAAAGGGUGUUAGUGUAAGCGUAUUAGAAAAUGUUAGACAAAGUUUGACAUUUACAGAAGGGGCCAAAUUCUUGUGUCGUGCACUUAAAAAAUUAGGAUUCAAAUUAGCUGUCAUUAGUGGUGGGUUUAUGCCUUUAGCGCUUUACGUAAAAUCAGAGCUUGGGUUAGAUUAUGCUUUUGCUAAUCAGUUGGAAGUAUCAUCUGAUGGAUUAACAUUAACAGGUAAAACGGUAGGACCUAUUGUGGAUGGUAUUCGUAAAGCAGAGCUUUUAGAAGUGAUUGCACAAGCAGAGGGACUUUCAUUAAAACAAGUCAUUGCCGUGGGUGACGGUGCCAAUGAUCUUUGGAUGCUUAAUAAAGCCAGUUUAGGUAUUGCCUUUAAUGCUAAGCCUCGUGUUCAAGAACAAGCGGGUGCACGUAUUAAUCAACAAAGUCUUAAAUACGUGUUGAUGUUACUAGGAUAUACAGAACAGGAGAUGAGGGAAUUAUAGAAGUUUCUAAAUAAUAAUAAUAAUAAUAAUAAUAAUAAUAAUAAUAAUAAUAAUAAUAAUAAUAAUAA
This is a messenger RNA of Cokeromyces recurvatus, 1972 nucleotides long. Its product is annotated as HAD-like domain-containing protein. Gene Ontology annotation, biological process: dephosphorylation; L-serine biosynthetic process. NCBI's taxonomy places the organism in Eukaryota, Fungi, Mucoromycota, Mucoromycetes, Mucorales, Mucoraceae. Gene Ontology annotation, cellular component: cytoplasm. The record is from RefSeq and is a predicted model, not a curated record. Gene Ontology annotation, molecular function: magnesium ion binding; L-phosphoserine phosphatase activity. The transcript has 7 exons. The coding region runs from base 114 to 1904 and encodes 596 amino acids.